AUGGGAAAACAAAAUCGAACAGGGCUAAGUGAAUUCAUCCUCAUGGGAAUCACAGACCGUCCUGAGAUGCAGGCUCCAUUAUUUGCACUCUUCCUCAUCAUCUAUGUGAUCUCAGUGGUGGGCAACUUGGGCAUGGUCAUCCUCACCAAGGUGGACUCCAGGCUACAAACUCCCAUGUACUUCUUUCUCAAACACCUGGCUUUCACUGAUCUUGGUUAUUCAACAACAGUGGGACCCAAAAUGUUUGUAAGUUUUGUUGUGGAUCAAAAUAUAAUCUCCUAUUAUUUUUGUGCUACCCAGGGAGCUUUCUACAUUAUGUUCAUUAAUAAUGAACUUUUUAUUCUGUCAGCAAUGGCCUAUGACCGCUAUUUGGCCAUCUGUAACCCUCUGCUCUACAAAGUCAUCAUGUCACAAAGGGUGUGUAGGGUGCUGGUGACAAUUCCCUAUCUAUAUAGCAUAUUUGUGUCUCUUCUAGUCACUGUAAAGAUUUUUAAUUUAUCCUUCUGUGGCUACAAUGUCAUCAAACAUUUCUACUGUGACAGUCUCCCUUUGAUAUCUUUGCUCUGUUCAAAUACACAUGAAGUUGAACUGAUUAUCCUGAUUUUUGCAGGUGUUGAUACAAUUCUCUCCCUUCCAAUAAUUCUUGUGUCUUACCUGCUCAUCCUUGCAGCCAUUCCCAGGAUGAACUCUGCUGAAGGUAGGCACAAGGCUUUUUCUACCUGUGGGUCCCACCUGACCGUGGUCACAGUGUUCUUUGGGACUUUAAUAUUUAUGUAUGUGCAACCGGAGUCCAGCCAUUCCUCUGACACUGAUAAAGUGGCUUCCAUAUUCUACACCCUCAUUAUCCCCAUGUUAAAUCCCUUGAUCUAUAGCUUGAGGAACAAAGAUGUAAAAUAUGCACUACAAAGGAUGUGGAAGAAGCUAUGCUAUAUCUUUUCUUUAAACCCCUGUCAAUGUGAUUCUUAUAAAUUAGGUUAA
This is a messenger RNA of Hippopotamus amphibius kiboko, 978 nucleotides long. Its product is annotated as olfactory receptor 8K3-like. The transcript has a single exon. The record is from RefSeq and is a predicted model, not a curated record. Gene Ontology annotation, cellular component: membrane. Bases 1 to 978 code for a protein of 325 amino acids. NCBI's taxonomy places the organism in Eukaryota, Metazoa, Chordata, Mammalia, Artiodactyla, Hippopotamidae. Gene Ontology annotation, biological process: sensory perception of smell; G protein-coupled receptor signaling pathway. Gene Ontology annotation, molecular function: odorant binding; olfactory receptor activity; G protein-coupled receptor activity.